This is a messenger RNA of Prunus armeniaca (apricot), 192 nucleotides long. Lineage: Eukaryota; Viridiplantae; Streptophyta; Magnoliopsida; Rosales; Rosaceae. The record is from the annotation of a GenBank genome assembly.
AUGCACCGGCGUCAUCAGAGUCGUCAGUGGCGUAGCCUGUUAGUGCCAGGCAGCGUCACCGCCCCCCAGCAUGACCGACACCACUUCGACCUCGCUGCUGGUGCGCCAGAGUCACAACCAGUUGAAGACGGCAAAGAUUACUCGGGUGACGAGCGGCAUCGAGCUACACCAACGGUGGACCAGCAUAGCUAA